Messenger RNA from Gossypium raimondii (Peruvian cotton), 351 nucleotides. RefSeq lists its product as uncharacterized. Lineage: Eukaryota; Viridiplantae; Streptophyta; Magnoliopsida; Malvales; Malvaceae. Gene Ontology annotation, molecular function: RNA-DNA hybrid ribonuclease activity; nucleic acid binding. The transcript has a single exon. Bases 1 to 351 code for a protein of 116 amino acids. The record is from RefSeq and is a predicted model, not a curated record.
AUGAGAGACCCAAAGUUAAUCCGCUAUCUGAAGUUGGUUCUGGAAUUGAUUGAGGAGUUUGACAGUAUCACUUUUCAAUAUCUCCCACGAGACAAAAAUCAGAUGGCUGAUGCUUUAGCAACUCUAGCCUCUAUGAUCAAAGUGAACAAAUCAGGAGACAUGAAGCCUAUUCAAAUCAACAUUUAUGAGACUCCAGCUCCUUGCUACAGUAUUAAGGAAGAGGAAAAUGAUGACAAUCCAUGGUAUCAAGACAUACUACAACAUGUAAAGAAUCGUAAGUACCCCGACCAUGCAACGGAAAAUGAUAAGAGGAGACUGAGGAGACUGACCAUUGAUUAUAUCCUAGAUUGA